AUGGACCAAGCAUUAUGGGCAUGUAGAACUUCUCCUAGAGAGGCAACAAGAACUACGCCAUUUCGACUUACGUAUGGACAUGACGCUGUGUUGCCUGUAGAGGUGUACAUUCAGUCGGUCAGAAUCCAAAGACAUCAUGAAAUACCAUCUGAAGAAUACUGGAACAUGAUGGUUGAUGAGCUCGUAGAUUUAGACGAAGAAAGAAUGUCGGCUCUGGAUUCACUAAGGAGACAGAAGGAUAGGGUGGCAAAGGCUUACAACAAAAAAGUGAUCGACAAGGUGUUCGCGAUAGAUGAUUUAGUAUGGAAAGUAAUUCUGCCUAUGGACAGAAAUGACAUAGUCUUAGGAAAAUGGUCACCUAAUUGGAAAAGACCGUUUAAAGUUAUCCAAACUUUCUCCAAUAAUGAUUAUGAAUUGGAGGAAUUAGCCGCAGAUCGACGAAUCCAAAGAGUAAAUGGUAAGUAA
Molecule: messenger RNA, 465 nt
Organism: Vicia villosa (hairy vetch)
Lineage: Eukaryota; Viridiplantae; Streptophyta; Magnoliopsida; Fabales; Fabaceae
Exons: 1
Coding region: 1-465 (154 amino acids)
Source: RefSeq, a predicted model, not a curated record